UUUGUUAGUUUCUGUUAUUCUCUUUGGUUUCACUCUUUCGCUUGUCAGACUUGCCUGAUAAGGUUAGUAUUUCUCAUGAUUCCCAUUUUUUAAUUUAUAUUUGUGAUUUUCUGGGCCAAAACGCAAUUUCAGUAACACUUCAAAAUGCAGUUGUUCAUCCAAGGAUUGACACCCUCGGUGUUAGACGUUGAUGGGCAGGAGACGAUCGCUCAGAUCAAGAACCGCCUUCUUAGUUCUGGAAAUGCUGAUGAUGAUGCGAUUCUGACAGUGUGGGUUAAUGGUGUUGCUGUAGAAGAUUCAUGCUUGGCGUCAGAAUUAGCUUCCAACCAGCUUGAUAUCACAGUAUCACUUCCCGGUGGUAAAGUCCACGGUUCCCUGGCUCGUGCUGGUAAGGUCAAAGGACAGACCCCCAAGGUCGAGAAACAGCAAAAGAAGAAGAAGAAGACUGGCCGUGCCAAGCGUAGGAUUCAGUACAACAGACGAUUUGUCAACGUUGUGCAGACAUUCGGACGCAGACGCGGACCUAACUCCAACUCAUAGACAUGUUUUGUAAAUAAAAUGCAAAUAUAACAUCUUUUUGCGCCAA
This is a messenger RNA of Spodoptera frugiperda (fall armyworm), 586 nucleotides long. It is a transcript of the gene RpS30, whose product is annotated as FAU ubiquitin-like and ribosomal protein S30. The record is from RefSeq and is a predicted model, not a curated record. The transcript is spliced from 5 exons. Gene Ontology annotation, biological process: translation. Gene Ontology annotation, molecular function: structural constituent of ribosome. The coding region runs from base 145 to 540 and encodes 131 amino acids. NCBI's taxonomy places the organism in Eukaryota, Metazoa, Arthropoda, Insecta, Lepidoptera, Noctuidae. Gene Ontology annotation, cellular component: cytosolic small ribosomal subunit; ribosome.